Messenger RNA from Morchella sextelata, 480 nucleotides. RefSeq lists its product as uncharacterized. The record is from RefSeq and is a predicted model, not a curated record. The transcript has 5 exons. Lineage: Eukaryota; Fungi; Ascomycota; Pezizomycetes; Pezizales; Morchellaceae. Bases 1 to 480 code for a protein of 159 amino acids.
AUGUUCCAAGCGAGCGUAGCAGGCUCUAUAAGGACGAUAGAGACUAAGCUUAACCUAAGAGGCGAGCCUGCGCAGAGAACAGCUUCGAUAUGUGGCUUAACCUCACUCCACAGCUCCCUGGCCAUCUUUGAACUGAAUUACACGGUAUCUUAUACGGCUUCACCUGAGCUUUGUCCAAAUAGUCGGAAGGCACUCCGUUGGGAACGUAAACUAUGGUCUAGGUCUAGACCAAAAUAUAGGCACUCUAUACGAUACCCAUAUACCGAAUUAUGGAUCAUAAUAUCAUACAGUAAUUGCAAGAGUAGACUGAAGUUAAGGGAUCUAUCCAGGAGUUCUUGUCGAAGAGCUCUAGAAGCCCGUCUCUUUAGGGGAGCUCACCCGAUCACAAAGUUGGCCUUGAUCACGUUAGAGUCACUAGUGUCUCAUGGGCCACGUUCAGUUGUACUUAAACUGUGGGACUCGAUCUCAUCUUUAUCUUAG